This is a messenger RNA of Ziziphus jujuba (common jujube), 1594 nucleotides long. Its product is annotated as F-box protein PP2-B11-like. Gene Ontology annotation, molecular function: protein binding. The record is from RefSeq and is a predicted model, not a curated record. NCBI's taxonomy places the organism in Eukaryota, Viridiplantae, Streptophyta, Magnoliopsida, Rosales, Rhamnaceae. The coding region runs from base 646 to 1428 and encodes 260 amino acids. The transcript is spliced from 3 exons.
AUAUAUAUAUAUAUAUAUGUAUAUUAGCCAUCGAAUUAUCAUCUUAACGAGUUGCAAUAAUGCGACAGAUAUAUUAACAGUAACAUGGUUUUUUACAAUAAAGCAUUACAGGACAUAAGAUUACUGUUCAUUAUUUAUUAGCUUUAUUAUAAUAAAUAGCGCAACCAUUGGAUGUUGUCCUACAUUAAAAUUUCUAAAUAAUUUAUCGUCAAAAAGACUAAUAAACUAUCAUGGUUACAUAAAUGUUAUAUUGUCGAUUAUUAUUGUUUAUCACUAGCAAAACUGAUGCUAAUUAAAAUUGUCAUAUCAGCUGAAUUGGCAUAUUAAAUAUUUCUACAAAGUUAUUUAUUAUCAGAAAUGAAAUAUUGCGGUCCAUCUUUUUUUCUUUUGUCUCCAUUUAUCAUUUCCACGCGAGUUGUUUCCCAAGUCAAUUAGACGACUUAGUCAUGGUAUAAUGUUCCAUGAAAAAUGAAUGAUGGAUGGACCAUUCAUCUAUAAACCUAUGCUUGUUUCUAGAUAACAACUUAAUUCUUUGAUUUCCAUUUUUCAUGGUUUCUCAAUAUCCUUGUAAAACUAAAAACUUGAAAAAGCUUAUCUUGGUUUUCUUAUCAAAAUUAAGUUAAAACAUAAAUCAGAGUUCAGAAAAUGGAGAUUACCAUGUUGCCAAAAGAUUGCAUCUCCCACAUAAUUUCCUUCACAUCUCCAAGGGAUGCUUGCAGCUUUUCAAUGGUGUCUCCUUUCCUCAGAUCAGCCGCGGAUUCUGAUGCGGUGUGGGAAUGUUUUUUGCCGCCGGAUUAUAAGGAGAUUCUUUCCAAGACAGCUUUAGCUUCACCCAUGGAUUCCAUGUCAAAGAAGGAACUUUAUUUUCAUCUCUGUGAACAUCCUGUGGUCAUUGACAAUGGUAACUUGGGUUUCGGAAUAGAUAGAGAAAGUGGAAAGAAAUGUUACAUGUUAGGAGCAAGAAGGCUACACAUUAUAUGGGGAGAUACACAAACUUAUUGGCAAUUGAUAUCUCUACCAGAUUCUAGGUUCUCUGAAGUGGCUGAACUGAUGGAGGUAUGGUGGCUUCAUAUCUUCGGACAGUUGGAAACAAAAGUUUUGUCUUUGGAUACAACUUAUGUAGCAUAUUUUGUCUACAAGUUUGCAGAGAGCAGAUAUGGGUUCCAAGAAAAACCAGUAGAAUUGGAAGUCUAUUUUGAAGGACAAGAGGUCCAUGGAGGUACACGGUGCUUGUUCCUAGACACUCCAAUAGAUAUGCCACAAAUGUCUCAUUUAAGAAGAGAUGGGUGGAUGGAGAUUGAGAUGGGUGAGUUUUUCAAUGCUCAUGGACAAGAUUUCAAAGUGAAUUUCUGUUUAAAGGAGAUUGAUAACUACAACAGAAAGUUUGGACUACUUGUGGAAGGAAUUGAGUUUAGGCCUAAAUAUUAGGGUACUUAAAAAUUAGUAACUAUAUCUAAGGGCAAUGUAGUGUUUGGUUGUGAAUAGGAUAAUGGGUUUUUGUGCCAAUUCUAUUUUUUAAGCGUUCGGUUGUGAAUAGGAUAAUGGGUUUUUGUGCCAAUUCUAUUAAUUUUUAUUUUUUAUUUUUUAUUUUUUA